Molecule: messenger RNA, 1643 nt
Organism: Tupaia belangeri chinensis (Chinese tree shrew)
Lineage: Eukaryota; Metazoa; Chordata; Mammalia; Scandentia; Tupaiidae
Product: sphingomyelin phosphodiesterase 5
Biological process (GO): sphingomyelin metabolic process
Cellular component (GO): cytoplasm
Molecular function (GO): sphingomyelin phosphodiesterase activity
Source: RefSeq, a predicted model, not a curated record
CACCUACGCUGGGUGUGGGCCGGGCGGGGCAGACUGGGCUGGGGCGGAGCUGAGAGCAGUGUGCCUUUCGCUUUCCCUUUCGUGCUCUCCUGCGGCCACCGAAGUUCUGCGCAAGUGAGAGGGCGGCCUCCCCGGUAUCUGCCUCUGCUCCCGGAACACCGCGCCUCACCGUUGCACACAGGUUGUACCACGUGGCCUUACUCCGGACUGCCCUGCGGCUGGCGCGGACCUACCGACCGGUCGACUCGCGCUGGAAGCGAAUGUACCUCAGCGGUCCCUCUCUGCGGAGUCCAGGGCGCCAUGCAAUCCCCGCCGGACUGGCCCCCUGUACAGGACGCCCUCCGGCCCUCGCCUUUCCCACACCCCUUGCUGCACGUCCUCCACACCGUUGCCCGCAUGCUGCUCUUCCCAGCCUACUGGGCCCAGGACCAGCUGCUGCGCUGCUGGGCACCGACGGCACGCCCCAGUGGCUGGCGGCGGCUGAGGGCGGCCGCCCUGGCUCCUCCCUGCCGAGCCCACGCGCUGCUUCCUCUUCUUCACCGCUAAUCUGUGCCUGCUCCCCGACGGGCUGGCGUGCUUCAGCAAUCUGUCGCAUUGCCAGCAACGGGCCGAGGCCAUUGGUGCCGCGCUGCUCAGCGGCCUGCGGUCCUCGCUCUACGGGUCUGUGGACUGCAGCCAGCCACAGUCGGAGGCACCGCGCGGGGUGCUGACGGCUGCGGUGCCUGCCCGCCUGGACUUCGUGUGCCUGCAGGAAGUGUUCGACCUCCGUGCGGCUCGGCGACUGGUGCGCCGCCUAGCGCCAAAUCUAGGCCCGGUGCUGUUCGAUGUGGGCACACUAGGCCUUCAGCCUGGACCGCAUCUCAAGCUGCUGGGCAGCGGGCUGCUGCUGGCCUCGCGCUACCCGCUGCUGCGCGCCACCUUCCGUUGCUUCCCCAAGGCGCGCGGGGAGGACGCGCUGGCCUCUAAGGGACUACUGUCCGCACAGGCACAGCUGGGCGUCCAGGACGGGCGCCGCGUCGUGGGAUUCCUGCACUGCACGCACUUACAGGCACCUACUGAGGACGGGCCCUUGCGCUGCAAACAGCUGACGCUGCUGCUAGAGUGGGCGGAGCAGUUUGAGUCGGAGAGCUGCCUGGCGGAGGAGGCCGUGGCCUUCAGCGUGCUACUGGGUGAUCUGAAUUUCGACAACUGCUCCCAAGACCACGCUCAGGAGCAGGAGCACACUCUCUUCAGCCGCUUCCAUGACCCCUGCCGGCUGGGCACACGCAGAGAGCAGCCCUGGGCUCUGGGGACGUUACUGAGCACGUCCAUGCUCCACCACUCGGUGGCCAGCUCCCCAGAGCGGCUGCGGAGGGCCCUGGAACAGGAGAAAGGCCGCCACGUCUACCUGGCAGGCCCCCCCAGCGGAGGCCACCCGCCUCGGCCCUGGCUGGGCCGGCGCCUGGACUACAUCGCAUACCGGGCGGCGCCUGGAAGCCAGCUGAACCCAGAGGUGGAGCGGGUGACGUUCAGCACGGCCCUGGCGGGGCUCACAGACCACCUGGCCGUGGGCCUGCAGCUCCGCGUGUCGGUGCCCUCGUGAGGCAGAAGCACAGCGGCAGGGGCACAGGCCACUAGGGAUGCAGACGCGCAGCCAGCGGCUU